CCUGCCCAUCACACGCCACUCACGCACUUAUACACACAUCAGCAGGCAGUGCAGUCACUUGACAUCGACAGAAUGAUGAGAUCAGAGCGCACACGCACCAGUGCAGACAGCGAAACACCCAGGUCAGGUCAAGUCAAAUCGUGUCAGCGCUCGACGCACCGACGUCUAAGCAAAGCACUGAAAUGAACAAAAACUAACGUACGAAUGUUCAGGCUAUGCAGGAAGAGAGCUGUUUGUUUCAUUCGCACACAACGAAGAGCAGACCCAGGGGACUAGGCUGCGGGAGGCAGUGAGUGGCGAGGCGCUGCCGGCCGCCCAGUGAAUGAAUCAACGAAGGCCUACCUACACCUACACAUCACUCUCACCGACCAGGCCGGAGCACAGGACAGUAAGUACAGCACAGUAGACCAACAUGCACAUACCGAUACACAUACGCCGAACAGACAGCAGGCAGCCAGGCAGCCAGCCAGGCCGUCUUUCCCCCGCCAAGGGAAGGGGGGCGCUGCCAGCUUGGGUGGGUGAGGGAGUGGCAGAGAUGUAGCUCGGGCAGCAGGUGGGCAUGGGGGAAUGGCUGGCAGCAGCAGUGAUCGUGAUGCCUUGAAGGCUCCCCAUUCGUCAACAGAAAAGAGUGGAUGACCAAGUUGGGGAUCAGAGAGAGCCUUGUUUGGUCAGGUGAGAGAGGGAAAGAAGCAGACGAGGGAAAGAAGCAGACAGAUCCCUAAGCAGAUCCCUAAGCUGAGGGUAAGCAACCCUGAACUACCCUCAACCCUAAGCCCUAAUGUCUGCCUCCGCUGCGUUUGGCUGCUUCGAGGAUAUAUUUCUCUCUAUUGCACUCUAUAUUGUCAUGCAAGUGUUCUGUGUCAGUCGGGCCACACACGUGCGUACACAUCAGGGCAGGAGAACGACUAACACACAGGUAGAGCCACACUCACUAUUCAUUACAGUCAGUCCAACACCGCACACACACUUCAGCAAAGAAACACAGCCACACACACACCAAUACACACACAGGGGCACCAGCAGUGUGCCGGCAGAUCAGCUACACUUAAGAUGUCAAGGCAGGACAGACGCACAGGCAGACACACAGACAGACAUCCAAACACGGCACAUCACAUGCACCACACCAGACAGCACACCGACACAUGGACAGGCUCACCACAGACACACGGGCACACACAUGCAGUCACGUCAGCCACACACAGGCAGGCAGGCAGGCAGGCCAUGUCGACACAUUCCAAAUCACAGUAUGUAACAACACCAUCCAUAAAUCACGAGAGAGAACAGGCCAACACACACGCAGUGUGCGCAGCAGGGCAGACAGCCAGCCCGACCAGAAGUCGUUACUACCAGAGAGAGACUAGUUCCGUUGCGCACAUACAGCCACACACAUACAGGCAGCCACACGCACAUCACAUAGGCAGGCACACGCAGCACACACUGUGGCUACUCUAUGGGUGACCACACAACGACCCAUCACGCCACACCACCGAUUUAGCUACUUGUCCUUCUUCCCGCCGUAUUCGGCGGGUCGGACAGCAUAGAAAAUGGCGGCUGCCAGCGCCGCGCCGACGAGCGGUGCGGCAAGGUAGAGGCCGAUGUAGUCCCAAUGGCGGCCCUCGCUCUCCAUUGUCAAAACGUGUGUGAUUGUGACGCCGAACGAGACGGCGGGGUUGAGUGAGCAGCCACUCACGCCCCCAAUGGCGAUGGCCGCCGACCCCACGGUGCUGCCGAUGGCCAGGCCGAAGUAGUGGUUGGGUGUGUCCUGAUUGGUCGUCGCCACGUUGAGGAUCACGAGACACAGGGCACACGUGUACAGGAUCUCCACCAGGCAGGCCGACAU
Messenger RNA from Vitrella brassicaformis, 1840 nucleotides. NCBI's taxonomy places the organism in Eukaryota, Vitrellaceae. The record is from the annotation of a GenBank genome assembly.